AUGACCGAUAUCUUAGAACGGUUAGCAGAGCAUCAAGGUCCAGGACCUGUUAAUCAGCCUGGGGCUCAGGAGAGAGGGGAGAAUAGAGCCUUGGAGCGAUUUUUGAAGUUUGCCCCGCCUAAGUUUCUUGGGGGAUCUGAUCCCGAAAUAGAGGAGAAUUGGCUGGAGAGAGUGACUAACGUCUUUACCGCGUUAGACUACACUGAGGAGAGACGAGUGAAUUUCACUGUCUUUCAAUUUGAGGGUGCGGGGACUUCUAGCAUGGCUGACUAUGAAGAGCGAUUUAUUAAAUUUUCUAGGUUUGCUCCAGAGUUAGUGGUCACUGAGAGGAAAAGAAUAAGAAAUUGCGAGAUAUGGGUUGGAGAGCGAAAAUUAUUGGCCGAUUUGAUGAGUUUAGCUAUUAAGGAGUAUGAUGUCAUCCUAGGAAUUCCAACUAGAAAAAUGUUGAGUAAGGGAGGUCAAGGAUAUUUAGCUUUUCUUAUCAAUACUCCUAGUGAUAAGGUGAGGUUGGAGGAUGUGCCAGUGGUAAGGGACUAUCCAGAUAUUUUUCCUGAGAAACUAGUCUUUGCCACCAGAAAGAGAGACUACCGAGACUUGAAUGAUGUCACCAUUAGAAACAAGUACCCUUUAUCCCACAUUGAUGAAUUGUUUGACCAAUUGCAAGGGGGAGUAGUAUUCUCAAAGUUAGAUCUCAGGCAGGGUUAUUAUCAGUUGAGGAUUUUGGAAAAAGAUAUACCUAAAACUGCCUUUAAUUUGAGGUACGGGCACUUUGAGUUUGUAGUGAUGCCAUUUGGGUUAACUAAUGCUCCUGCAGCUUUUAUGGACUUAAUGCAUCGAAACUUUAAACCCUAUUUAGAUCAAUUUAUGGUGGUGUUCAUUGACGAUAUACUGGUAUACUCUAAAACUUUGGAGGAUUAUCCUGCAAACCUUGAGAGAACAUCAACUGUAUGCUAA
Molecule: messenger RNA, 954 nt
Organism: Coffea arabica (coffee)
Lineage: Eukaryota; Viridiplantae; Streptophyta; Magnoliopsida; Gentianales; Rubiaceae
Source: RefSeq, a predicted model, not a curated record